AAUGUCAAUGCACAGUAAAAGCUGCUACAUAACCUAUAAUUUGACAAAAACUUUAUUUUCAAUGUAAGGUAUAAGCGAAAACAACUUAUAUUGUCUCUGGUACAAGAUAAUUAUCUCUUAUCUCAUGCAAAAGCAUAGUCGAAACGGUAUUUGAAGAUGGAGAAAGCUCCUAAUGAUGUCCACUUAAAAGCUAUAUUAAACAGUCCCACAAAAUACAAUAACAUACCCAUACCAGAUUGGAAUGUACCCUCUCAAUUACUAACGAAUGCUAGAAAUCCAUCCUUAAUGACGGUGGCCAUUCCAGGUUCAGCAACAGGAGAACCACAUACCAAUAUUACUAUACAAAAUUGUGUGGCGACAGUAAAUCUACAUACAAUACUAGAUUUACCACUCAUUAAUGCUAGAACAAGGAAUACUGAAUAUAAUCCUGGCAGAUUUCAUGGAGUUGUUAUGCGGUUAAGGGAACCUCGGUCUACGGCUUUGAUAUUUAAAUCUGGGAAAAUUGUUUGCACUGGCAUGAGGAAUGAACAAGAUUCUCUACUGGCAGCAAAAAAAUUUGCAAGAAUUAUACAAAAGUUGGGAUUUAAGAUUCAAUUCGCUGAUUAUGCUAUUCAAAAUAUGGUAGCGACAUGUGAUUUGAGAUUUCCGAUAAAGCUGGAACAUUUAAAUCAAAUGCAUGGUCAAUUUAGCAGUUAUGAGCCAGAACUCUUCCCUGGUGUGGUUUACAGAUUAGUAAAACCUAGAAUUGUAAUUUUGAUUUUUGUUAAUGGAAAGCUUGUUUUUACUGGUGCAAAGUCCAGAGGAGAUAUUAAAGAAGCGCUUGAAAACAUUUAUCCCAUUCUAAGGAGCUUUAGAAAAAAUUAGAAUUUGUUAUGAAAUAUAUUAUUUUAUGUUAUGCCUUUAAAUUUUAAUUGUCUCAUUUCUGCACUAAAGACAACAUUUUGGAAUAAAGCAUUUUAUUAAAUUUGACUUGAGAAUGUUUUUAUUCCUUAUAACUUUUUUCUUUACAACAGAAAUAUUUGUAGCAUUUAGCAAUAUUAUAUAGCAUUAUGUAGCAUUUAGCAAUAUUAUAUAUGUAGUAAAUAGAACACAUUAUUCAACUAGUCUUUGACCUCCAGUUAAAGUCAAUGUGAUAUUUGACAAAUUAAACAUCAGUUUAUUAUCAUAUAUUUAUAGUUAAAGAAAAUAUACUCAUUUUAAUUGUUUCAAAUAUAUAAGACUUUGUUACCUUGAAGAAAAUUAAAAUUUAAUGUUUUUGUCAAUCAGCCAAAAACAUGUCAUUUUAACCAGAAUAACGUGUUCUAUUGAUUAAAGAUAUAAUAUACCGUGUGUAGUAUAAAUUUAGCAAUAGCAAAUGGUAUGCAAAUUUGACUUAACUUGAAUAUGACUGAAUUUUUGUCAAAAUUAAAAAAUGUAAUAAUAUAUAUUCAAUUUUACAACUCACCUAAUGUAUUUGACAAUGAAUCUAUCAAAUCUAUCAAAUAAGAGUAUGGGACACACAUAAUUACAAUAAAACAUGGUCAACAAAUAGAAGGCACCUUUGAGCAAUACUUUACCUACUUUUAUUUUGCAAAUUGCAAAUAAUAGUUUUUCGAGACACAUCAAAUAAAAGUGUUUAGAUCGUAAUUAUAUAUAAUGUAAUCCUGAGGUUUCAGUAUUUAGUAUAUGGGGAAAUUUUAACUGUCGUUGGCAAAUCUUAUCCAGCUGCACAGUAUUGCUAAACUGCUAUAUUAAUUGUAUUUAACCAGGAAAUUUUACAAAAUAAUAAAUUUGGGGUUACGUAUAUAAACGACCCCUUUCACGUUUUGUAAAAAACUACAUCUUGCACCCAAAAAAAAUUCGCCAUGAUCUCAAAACAUGCAUUAAUAAAAUUCGCAUCGUCUUAAUUUUUGUAUUUCACUUUUAACAUGUACUGCAUCCAAUCUGUCAAAAAUUAUAUCAAAUUUUCAAAGUGGUAGUGGUAGCUUUUUCUUUAAUAAUUGUUGGCACUUCAAAAUAAUUAUAAACACAGUAUCACUUUUGACAGUAGUAUAAAAGAAUAUAGAAAUAUAGCAGAUUAUCUAGGAAAUGAUAAUAGAAUAGUUGGCAUCGAGGGGUGAACAAUUCUUUAAAAAAAAAAACGUUUGCGCUAACUAACAAUUUUAGUAUCUAUGGCCAGUUCUACUAAAUACGUACGUAUACUGCACCGAAGACUAUAAGAUAGAAGGGUAUACUGUUACGAA
Messenger RNA from Cylas formicarius (sweet potato weevil), 2222 nucleotides. RefSeq lists its product as uncharacterized. The transcript has 5 exons. The record is from RefSeq and is a predicted model, not a curated record. Lineage: Eukaryota; Metazoa; Arthropoda; Insecta; Coleoptera; Brentidae. Gene Ontology annotation, molecular function: RNA polymerase II general transcription initiation factor activity; DNA binding. Bases 157 to 864 code for a protein of 235 amino acids. Gene Ontology annotation, biological process: DNA-templated transcription initiation.